UUCACGCCUUGUGGCCAAGGUUGAUGUUCUGAUCGGGAUUGGCACGUGAUCCCUGGACCAGAAACUUCCUUAUCCACUGCAUAUCCCUACCAAGAUGGCGAUGGCUAUGGAAAAGCAGUGUACCUUUCUUAUCUUCGAUGACAGUGUUCAACGAGCUGAAGUAGAUGAGCUCAAAGCGGGGCUGGAAAACAGCGAUGUAAGUGUCAAGGUUGCAACCAUGAAGAAGAUUGUGCUUCUGAUGAUGAACGGGGAGCAACUCGGCGACCUUCUCAUGGACGUGAUCAAGUUUGUGGUUCCCAAUGAAGACAAGGGACUCAAGAAGCUCCUCUACCUGUACCUCGAAGCCGUGGAAAAGAGAGGAAGAGACGGAAAUCUGCUCCUGCCGAUGAUUUUGAUUUGUAACAUGAUCCGCAAUGAUUUGAAUCAUCCCAAUGAGUUUGUGAGGGGCUCUGCGUUGCGCUUCUUGAGCAAAAUCCGCGAAAAGGAUAUUCUUGAGCCGCUAGUUUCAUCUUUGAGAGCGAAUCUCGAGCAUCGCCAUAGCUAUGUUCGAAGGAAUGCUGUUCUUGCCAUCUACAACACCUACAAGUGCUUUGAAGAUUUGAUGCCUGACGCACCAGAACUCAUCGGUGAAUUUAUUGACGGGGAGAACGAUGUGUCUGCGAAAAGGAAUGCUUUUGUUAUGCUUUGCAACUGCGACCAAGAAAGGGCGGUACAAUAUCAGCUGGGCGUCAUCGACACCAUUAACUCCAUGGGCGAUAUUGUGCAGCUCGUGAUGUUGGAACUUAUUCGCAAAGUUUGCCGUCAGGAUCCCUUCCAGAAGAGCAAGUAUGUCCGUGCAGUCUUCAACCUCCAGAGCUCUGCUUCGAAUUCUGUGGCCUUUGAAUGUGCUUCCACUCUCGUUUCUCUCUCGAGUGCCCAAACCGCCGUGAGAACCGCCGUGCAGGCAUACUGUAACUUGCUCAGCACUCACAGCGACAACAACGUCAAGCUCAUUGUUCUCGAUAAGUUGAAAGAUCUUCAACAAAAGCAUCCCGAAGUAUUGAAGACGCUCAUCAUGGAUAUUAUUCGUGGACUUGCUUCGCCCAACAUCGACAUCCGCAAGAAGGUCUUGGAUUUGGUGAUGGAGCUCGUGAGCCCUAGCAGCAUCGACGAAGUUAUUGCUGUUCUCAAGAAGGAGAUUGCCAAAACUCAGCACACAGACACGGAGAAAGCACCUGAAUACCGUCAAAUGCUGAUUCAGGCAAUCCACAACUGCGUGAUCAAGUUCCCAGAAAUCGCUGGAAAUGUUGUUCAUGUCCUUAUCGAUUUCUUGGACGACUCGAAUGCUACUUCGGCGUCUGAUGUGGUUCUGUUCAUGCGAGAAGUGGUUGAGACAUACCCCAAACUUCGUGAGCUGGUUGUCCAUAAGCUUGUGGAAUACUUCCCAACUAUGAAGGUUGCUAAGGUCUAUCGCGUUGCUCUGUGGAUUCUUUCCGAAUAUUGCCGAACGGAAGCGGAGAUCAAAGCAGCUUACGAUGUCGUGAAACAGUCCAUUGGUAGUGUCCCUUUCAUCGACGAGAACACUCUCGAGGCGGCUAUCAACACAGCGGCUGCUGAACACAAGCACACUUCUCCUGCUGUGCUUGCGGAUGGAACAUAUGCCUCACAGUCGGGCAUCGGAGCGAAUCUUCAGAUCGGCAAGGACGAACCCCCAUCGUUGCGCAACUUGCUGAUCGGAGGAGACUUCUAUGUUGCUGCCGUUACAGCGUCUUCACUCGCCAAGCUCAUCAUGCGGAUCUCGUCCUUGUCAGGAACAUCUGGGGAACUAGUGAACCAGUGGAGCGCUGAAGUCAUCGCCAUCAUCUGCAGCAUUGUGAAGCUGGGCAACUACGGUAUCACCCCGAACAAGAUGGAUGAUGACUGCACCGAACGCUUGUGGUUGUGCCUGAUGAUGCUGAGCGACCCCUACAACAAGCAGAUGCAGGAGAUUUGGAACGAGAAGUGCAGGAACUCCUACUCUCAGCUCCUGGUUGAAAAGCAGAAGGUGUUGACAGAGGAGCAGCAGGAAUCGAAGGAGGAGGCCAAGAAGUUCAAAGCGCAUGCGGAUGAUCUUAUUAGCUUCAGGCAGCUUCGGGGUAAAGGAGCAAUCAUCACGGAGAUCGAAGACGAGGAUGCGUUGGAUCUCUCCAGAGCAACGGGCGCUGCCGAGGAAGAGGACUUUGGAUCAAGGCUGAAGAGGGUCACGCAGCUCACUGGCCUUUCCGAUGCCGUGUAUGCAGAGGCUGUCGUGACUGUGCACGAUUAUGAUAUCGUCCUUGACGUCCUGGUCAUCAACCAGCUGAACGAACAUCUUAACAACCUCUGCCUUGAGCUGUCAACUGUCGGGGACCUCAAGCUCUGCGAAAGGCCCCAGACUUAUGCCCUGGCUCCCCAUGCUCAGCUCAACAUCAGGGCGAACAUCAAGGUUUCCUCCACAGAGACUGGAAUCAUCUAUGGAAACAUCGUCUACGACCUUGGACAAGGAACUGGAACGGACUCGAACGCCAGGGACGCUCAGAACAUGGUCAUCUUGAAUGACAUCCACAUCGACAUCAUGGACUACAUCACUCCUGCCCACUGCUCCCUCCUGCAGUUUCGGCAGAUGUGGGCUGAAUUCGAGUGGGAGAACAAGGUGGCGGUCAACACUUCGAUCAUUGACCCUGUCAAGUACCUCCGUCACAUCGUCUCAUGCACCAACAUGCAGUGCCUGACACACAUCGACGAUGAUUCUGGGGAUUGCGGCUUCUUGGCGGCUAACCUGUACGCAAAAUCUAUCUUUGGCGAAGACGCGCUGGUGAACGUUAGCAUCGAGAAGCAGAGGGACGGAGCUCUCAGUGGCAACUUGCGUAUCAGGAGCAAGACUCAGGGCAUCGCACUCAGCCUCGGGGACAAGAUCACUCUCAAGCAGAAGAGCAUCGAAACGUCCAAGUGA
Molecule: messenger RNA, 2950 nt
Organism: Guillardia theta CCMP2712
Lineage: Eukaryota; Cryptophyceae; Pyrenomonadales; Geminigeraceae
Gene: COPIB1
Product: coatomer subunit beta 1
Exons: 1
Coding region: 95-2950 (951 amino acids)
Biological process (GO): intra-Golgi vesicle-mediated transport; intracellular protein transport; endoplasmic reticulum to Golgi vesicle-mediated transport
Cellular component (GO): COPI vesicle coat; cytoplasm
Molecular function (GO): structural molecule activity
Source: RefSeq, a predicted model, not a curated record